AUGGCACUCUGUGUUAAGAUAGAUUGCACUCCCGAACAUCUUCCCCCAAACUGAGUGUCUAAAAGAGGUAUAAAAUGAGGAGAGAUCAGUGCCUCGGCAUGAUCCUCAACCCAUAUGAUUUGAACAUCAUAGAGAAUCAUCAGACCAGUCUAGUAGGUGGCGGUAAUUCAACAUUUAUUGGAUGCCAACCACCGUUAAACCUCAACGAAGAAGAAGAAGGAGUGUUUCCGUCAAGAUGGCUGUCGGUGCCUUCCCCAUCGCCAAGCUCCUCUACCUCGGUGUACGGCAGCUCAGCAAGCCCGUAGCCAACAAGCUCAAGGCCGGGGCUCUCCGGAGCGAGUUCUUCAAGACAUAUGUUUGUCUUCCACCGGGACAGAUUUACCACUGGGUGGAGAUGAGGACCAAGAUGAGGAUCAUGGGUUUUCGGGGUUCCACCAUCAAGCCCCUGAACGAAGAGGCGGCAGCAGAGCUGGGUGCAGAGCUGCUAGGGGAGGCCAUCAUCUUCAUCGUCGGAGGGGGGUGUAUGAUCCUGGAGUACAGUAGACAGGCGGCCAACUCUAAGAGGAAGGAAGAAGAGCUGAGUCACACCAUUGGCAGUCUGCAGACACAGAUAGGAGAGCUGACCUUGAACACAGAGACACUGGAUGCCAGGCUAAGGGAGGUCAACAGGCUGCUGCUCUCCUUACCACCUCCUGUUACCACGCAAGUUCCUGUUUCGGAUCCUGCUACCACUCUGGCUUCCUCUUCUGUGGAUCCCAGUCAAAAGUGAUGCCUGUGUAAUUUCAGAAUUAGCCUGAUGGUCGUCAGAUCUGUUUGUCUUUAGCCAAGUUCUCGCUCAUGUCAUAACUAACCUUUUCAUAUCUGUCUCUCUCUCUCUCAAUGUAGUGUUGUCAGACGAGACUAAAGGACUCUACACACACACACACACACACACACACCACACACACACACUCUGCAAACGGAGCGACGGAAAACCGCUUGUGUCGAUCCCUGCUUACUUUUGUGCGGCUGAAUUUAUGGAGUGGACCGUAUACGACGCUCUGUGUGCGUGUGUGGAGUCCUUUCCGUCUAGGUUAUGAUGCCACAGGAGUCAGCUGUUGGCUAAAACAGACAGAUCUCUGUCCACCAGGUUAUGUCUGUUUAAUAAAAAGGACUGUGACACUUAACCGUAUGCUUCCCAGAUUAAACAGUCUGUAUAUUA
Messenger RNA from Oncorhynchus nerka (sockeye salmon), 1201 nucleotides. It is a transcript of the gene opa3, whose product is annotated as outer mitochondrial membrane lipid metabolism regulator OPA3. Gene Ontology annotation, biological process: regulation of lipid metabolic process. Bases 182 to 769 code for a protein of 195 amino acids. The transcript is spliced from 3 exons. Lineage: Eukaryota; Metazoa; Chordata; Actinopteri; Salmoniformes; Salmonidae. The record is from RefSeq and is a predicted model, not a curated record. Gene Ontology annotation, cellular component: mitochondrion.